This is a messenger RNA of Pseudomassariella vexata, 1629 nucleotides long. RefSeq lists its product as uncharacterized. Lineage: Eukaryota; Fungi; Ascomycota; Sordariomycetes; Amphisphaeriales; Pseudomassariaceae. The coding region runs from base 189 to 1427 and encodes 412 amino acids. The transcript is spliced from 2 exons. The record is from RefSeq and is a predicted model, not a curated record.
GAACGAACCUUGGCUGAAAGAUCGAGCAGUUGGCUAAGGUGGAACCUUGCGGGUUGGUGGGGUUGACUCCCGCACCCCAGCUGAAGCUUCAACCCGUCAUCGCCACCGUCGUGUCCGUCCCUCUGACAACUUCUUCUCUCCUUCUCCGAACCUCAACCCUUCUCUUUCCCCAAUGGGGACUUAUCAAGAUGAAGAAAACACUCCUCCUCUGCUUCAUUCAUGGCUUCAAGGGGGGUGAGGACACCUUCGGCCACUCGUCCGAAUUCACCGAGCACCUCGCCGCCCUCCUCAGCGCCGCCCUACCCAAAAUCAACGUACGCAGCAUCACCUACCCGAAAUAUGAAACCCGCGGCGACCUGUACGAAUGCGUGGGCCGCUUCCGCGACUGGCUGCUCGAGAAAGUCAUCGACCUCGAAGUCGCAGCCGGCACCCCAUCGCCCACCGUCGACCCGAGUGUGCGCGUUGUGCUGAUUGGUCACUCCAUGGGCGGUAUUAUCGCAGCCGAGACCGCGAUUGCACUUGCGAGUGAUCGGCCUAUCAAGGAGAGCGAGGGCGGUGCUUCGCCAGAGCCGAGUGUGGUUAAUGGACUUAUGUUUCCGUAUAUACAGGGCGUGCUUGCGUUCGAUACGCCAUAUUUAGGCAUUUCGCCGGGGGUCGUGGCCCAUGGAGCUGAGGGGCAUUAUAAUAAUGCGAGUGCUCUGUUGUCGCAGCUCGGUGGGCUGUCGGCCGUCUGGGGAGGGAGUAAGGCGGCUGAAGAUGCGGCUGUGAAGAGCGUGGGUAAGAAACCCGUUGCGGCGCUUGAAGCACCGCCGGCGGCGGACAAGAGAGACGACAAGGGGGGUUGGGGGAGCUGGGGGAAGAUCGCCAUGAUUGCUGGGACCGCUGGUGCUAUUGCCGCUGGUGGAGCCGCUGCGUACAUGAAAAAGGACCAGAUUACCGAGGGCUGGAGCUGGGUCAGCAGUCAUCUUGCCUUUGUAGGGUGUUUAGCAAAGGGCCAGGAGUUGAAGAAUCGAAUCAACAACAUGAUGCGGCUGAAUCACGAGCUCGAUGUUGGUUUUGCGGUUAUAUAUACGAGGUUGGGGAAGGCAGCCAGCUCUAAGGAAGUCAGUAUGGUUGGCACUGUCAUGGGCAACCAGCGGACAUUCUGCAACCUGCCCAACAAACAGACGGCUGGCGAAUGGAAAGAAGCUGUCAAUGAUUCGGCAAAGGAUGAAAUCGGUGCUCAUAUGGCCAUGUUCGAAUCUUCUGAGAAUCCCGGGUAUCAGCCACUCUCUGAAGAUGCCAAGGACUUCAUCACAAAGUGGGCAAAGAACGAAUGGUACGAGUCAAGCAGCAUGGAAAUAGAGGAGCCAUUAAUGGAUUGGGACGAAGCCAAAUCGGACGGCCGGGAUGCCCCAAUGGAUAGGCAAGAAGCAUUUUCAGCCUAGGGUAUACGCGCGGGCCGGCGUUUGGCUCAUGAUACUUCUUUGGCCUACAUUGGAUGGCGCCUGCCGAGACCACUAACAUUACCAUAAACAUCUUCAAAUGAUCAGCGCGCUUGUGAGAGUGCUCGUAGGUUGUUGAUUUUCAUGUUCCCUUUAGAGGAGUUACUCCAUCACCCGGCGUGGUUUAAAUGCUUCUACCCGUUCA